Messenger RNA from Diaporthe batatas, 1662 nucleotides. RefSeq lists its product as uncharacterized. The record is from RefSeq and is a predicted model, not a curated record. The coding region runs from base 1 to 1662 and encodes 553 amino acids. The transcript is spliced from 3 exons. Lineage: Eukaryota; Fungi; Ascomycota; Sordariomycetes; Diaporthales; Diaporthaceae. Gene Ontology annotation, molecular function: ATP binding; ATP hydrolysis activity.
AUGCGGACGUUGAUAUCAUGGAUUGAUGAGAACUACACAGACCGGUACGCCGAGGCAGACUCUCAUCUAGAAAGGGGCGUGAUCACGUUGAGGAAUCUGCCAUUCCUCGCCUGCCCAGGCGAAGUACUCAUAUGGAAAGAGGAAGGGAGGGUGAAGUCCGCAGUUAUAUCUUCACGAAUAUAUCAGACGUCACCACCGAUCCUAUACUGGGAUGGCUCCGAGACCAUGAGGUCAAAUGACAACCCUGAGAGUGGCGCUAAGAAAGGCGAAUUCUCAACCAUAUGGGCUGCAAACGCAUGGAACUAUAAAUUUGUCGGCGAAUUCAUCCGCAAGAAUGUUUCUAUUGACCUCAAGUUCAAGGCCUCAUCCUUGGACCAAGAGGUAGCGAUCUCAACGCUCGCAGUCUACCCCUUGAGGUUCGCCGACGAGAAUACAAGACUUCAGUUGGAGAGACGAGGGCAGACCUUUUGGGGUUGUCUCAUUCGUAACUUGGUGUCGUACACAGGCGAGGAUGGCAUGUUCACAAGUGGUGAGCGCUUCAUGGUGGACUUCCAGAUAUACAAGGAACUCCACAGCGACUCUCUCAAGUUCGAGUUGGUUUACGGAGACAUCAAUGGCAACGAAGACAGUGAAGACCACGAAAGGCGCAAAAUGAGCGCCGAUGAGAUGGAGUCUGAGACACCGCCCAGUGAACCUAGCAUCUACGUCUUUCCUGACAUUGUCCCCGGAUACCACUUAAGGAGCAAGAAAUGGGUGGACCUCGAAGUCGAUCGCAUAACAGACGUCAAGUGGAAUAAAAAGUCAUUCGACAGCCUUGUAAUCGAUUCGAAAGCCAAGGAAAUGAUACAAGCGCUCGUCAGCCACCAGAUAGAGAGCGAAAAGGGCACCGACCUCAUCCACCGCAAGGGCAACGGCCUGAUAAUCUUGCUGCACGGCGGCCCAGGAACCGGCAAGACCUUCACGGCGGAGAGCGUGGCUGAAAUAGCCGAGAAGCCCCUGUUCUGCGUGACCUGCGGAGACAUUGGCACCAAGCCGGAGCAGGUGGAGAAGUAUCUCGAAUCGGUGCUGUAUCUCGGCAAGACCUGGGGCUGCGUGGUGCUGAUCGACGAGGCUGAGGUGUUCCUGGAGCAACGCAGUCUCGACAACCUCGAACGUAAUGCGCUGGUCUCGGUCUUUCUGCGGGUCCUGGAAUAUUACGAGGGGAUCCUCGUGUUGACGACCAACCGCGUGGGGACCUUUGACGAAGCCUUCAAGUCUCGGAUCCUUCUCUCCCUCCACUACGAGAAGCUGACAAAGGGCCAACGACGCAAGAUCUGGCGGGGUUUCAUCAACCACUUGCAGAGCACCCACCGUGACUUGUCCAGCCAUGACAAAGACAUCAAGGGGAAGAACGGGGAAGGCCCUUCAGAAGGUGUGCCUGAAAUUGCCUACCAGGAGAUUCUCGACUCCCUCGACGAGCUAUCAGCCCAUGAACUCAACGGCCGCCAGAUACGGAACAUUAUUACCACGUCUCGGCAGCUUGCUAAGUUCCGCAAGCAGACGUUGAACUACGGGCUUCUCGAAGAAGUUAUCUCUCUGUCGGGCAAAUUUGAUGAAUAUUUCCGCAAGCUCAACGAGAAUCAGUCCGACGAGCAGAUAGCUAGGAGUGAUGGGAUCCGAUAA